Ficedula albicollis (Collared flycatcher) is the source of this 6708-nucleotide messenger RNA. It is a transcript of the gene CAD, whose product is annotated as carbamoyl-phosphate synthetase 2, aspartate transcarbamylase, and dihydroorotase. Gene Ontology annotation, molecular function: metal ion binding; amino acid binding; carbamoyl-phosphate synthase (glutamine-hydrolyzing) activity. Lineage: Eukaryota; Metazoa; Chordata; Aves; Passeriformes; Muscicapidae. The transcript is spliced from 45 exons. Bases 10 to 6708 code for a protein of 2232 amino acids. Gene Ontology annotation, biological process: UTP biosynthetic process; L-citrulline biosynthetic process; 'de novo' pyrimidine nucleobase biosynthetic process. Gene Ontology annotation, cellular component: cytoplasm; cytosol. The record is from RefSeq and is a predicted model, not a curated record.
CAGACUGGCAUGGUGGGGUACCCCGAGGCUCUCACCGAUCCCUCCUACAAGGCGCAGAUCCUGGUGCUCACCUACCCGCUGGUCGGUAACUACGGAGUGCCCCGGGACGAGCCCGACGCCUUCGGCCUCAGCAAGUGGUUUGAGUCCAGCAAGAUCCAUGUGGCCGGGCUGGUGGUGGGCGAGUGCUCAGAGACCCCCAGCCACUGGAGCGCCGCGCAGUCCCUGGAGCAGUGGCUGAAGGAGCAGAACAUCCCUGGGCUGCAAGGGGUGGACACCCGGGCGCUGACAAAGAAGAUCCGUGAGAAGGGGACGCUCCUGGGGAAGCUGGUGCCGGAUGGGACCCCCGAGGAGAGCCUCUCCUUCGAGGACCCCAACACAAAGCACCUGGUGCAGGAGGUGUCACUGAAGGUGCCACAGGUGUUCAACCCGGGCGGGUCACUGCGAGUCACUGCCCUCGACUGCGGCCUGAAGAACAACCAGAUACGGUGCCUGUGCAAGCGGGGGGCCACUGUCACUGUGGUGCCCUGGGACCACCCGCUGGACCCUGCGGACUUUGACGGGCUGUUCAUCAGCAAUGGCCCUGGGGACCCACAGCUCUGCCAGGAGACAGUGUCCAACCUGUGCCGGGUGCUGGAUGCACCGCAGCCCAAGCCCAUUUUUGGGAUCUGCCUGGGACACCAGCUGCUCGCCCUGGCCCUCGGUGCCCGCACCUACAAGAUGAAGUACGGGAACCGUGGGCACAACCAGCCGUGCCUGCACGAGGACACGCGGCGCUGCUUCAUCACGGCGCAGAACCACGGCUUCGCGGUGGAGGCGGGCAGCCUCCCGCCCGUGCGGCAGCGCCUGCAGGAGUGGCUGAGCUACACCAAGGCACCAGCGGGGGACUCGGACGCAGCCCGGCCCCGCAAGGUGCUGAUCCUGGGCUCCGGCGGCCUUUCCAUCGGGCAGGCAGGAGAGUUCGAUUACUCGGGCUCACAGCUGCGGGAUGGGCACGGCAGCGCCCGCACAGUGCGGCAGCGCCUGCAGGAGUGGCUGAGCUACACCAAGGCACCAGCGGGGGACUCGGACGCAGCCCGGCCCCGCAAGGUGCUGAUCCUGGGCUCCGGCGGCCUUUCCAUCGGGCAGGCAGGAGAGUUCGAUUACUCAGGCUCACAGGCCAUCAAAGCACUGAAGGAGGAGAACAUCCAGACGGUGCUGAUCAACCCCAACAUCGCCACAGUGCAGACCUCCAAGGGGCUGGCGGACAAGGUGUACUUCCUGCCCAUCACCCCUGAGUACGUCACCCAGGUGAUCCGGAACGAGCGGCCUGAUGGGAUCCUGCUGACCUUCGGGGGGCAGACUGCCCUCAACUGUGGCGUGGAGCUGACCAAGGCGGGCGUUCUGGAGCGGUACCACGUGCGGGUGCUGGGCACCCCCGUAGCCUCCAUUGAGAUGACAGAGGAUCGCAAGGUCUUCGUGGAGAAGAUGGAGGAGAUUGGGGAGCACGUGGCGCCCAGCGAGGCUGCUGCCUCCCUGGAGCAGGCACAGGCUGCAGCUGAGCGCCUGGGGUACCCGGUGCUGGUGCGCUCUGCCUACGCCCUGGGGGGGCUGGGCUCCGGCUUCGCCAACGACCGGGAAGAGCUGGUGGCUCUGGUGAGCCAGGCCUUCACCCACACCUCCCAGGUGCUGGUGGACAAGUCCCUGAAAGGCUGGAAGGAGAUUGAGUACGAGGUGGUGCGAGAUGCCUACAACAACUGCAUCACGGUGUGCAACAUGGAGAACCUGGACCCGCUGGGGAUCCACACGGGCGAGUCCAUUGUGGUGGCGCCAAGUCAGACCCUCAAUGACACUGAGUACUUCAUGCUGAGGCGCACGGCCAUCAAGGUGGUGCAGCACCUGGGCGUCGUGGGCGAGUGCAAUGUCCAGUUUGCCCUGAACCCCGAGUCAGAGCAGUACUACAUCAUCGAGAUGAAUGCCCGGCUGUCCCGCAGCUCGGCGCUGGCCAGCAAGGCCACUGGUUACCCGCUGGCCUAUGUGGCUGCCAAACUUGCCCUGGGCAUCCCCCUGCCCCUCCUCAGGAACUCUGUCACCAACUCCACCACGGCCAGCUUUGAGCCCAGCCUGGACUACUGUGUGGUGAAGAUCCCGCGCUGGGACCUCAGCAAGUUCCUGCGCGUCAGCACCAAGAUCGGCAGCUCCAUGAAGAGCGUGGGGGAGGUCAUGGCCAUCGGGAGGAACUUUGAGGAGGCGUUCCAGAAGGCUCUGAGGAUGGUGGACGAGAACUGCGUGGGCUUUGAUCACACCUUGAAGCCGGCCUCAGACAUGGAGCUGGAGACGCCGACGGACAAGCGGAUCUUCGUGCUGGCAGCGGCGCUGGAGGCCGGCUACUCCAUCGAACGGCUCUACGAGCUGACCAAGAUUGACCGCUGGUUCCUGCACAAGAUGAAGAACAUCACGGACCACGCGGUGCUGCUGGCGUCGUACCGCGGCGAGCAGGGCACCAUGCCGCCCGCCGUGCUCCGCACCGAGCUGGCCGUGCGGAAGAUGCGGCACGACCUGAAGAUUCUGCCGGUGGUGAAGCAGAUCGACACUGUGGCGGCAGAGUGGCCGGCCCAAACCAACUACCUGUACCUGACCUACAACGGCUCUGAGCACGACCUGGCCUUCCGGGAGCCCCACGUCAUGGUCAUCGGCUCUGGCGUCUACCGCAUCGGCAGCAGCGUCGAGUUUGACUGGUGUGCUGUCGGCUGCAUCCAGGAGCUGCGCAAGAUGGGCUUCAAGACAAUCAUGGUGAACUACAACCCUGAGACAGUGAGCACCGAUUACGACAUGUGCGAUCGCCUCUACUUCGACGAGAUUUCCUUUGAGGUGGUGAUGGACAUCUACGAGCUGGAGAACCCCGAGGGAGUGAUCCUGUCCAUGGGCGGGCAGCUGCCCAACAACAUCGCCAUGGCGCUGCACCGGCAGCAGUGCCGCAUCCUGGGCACCUCCCCGGAGGCCAUCGACUCGGCCGAGAACCGCUUCAAGUUCUCGCGCCUGCUGGACCACAUUGGCAUCAGCCAGCCCCUCAUCGACUCGGCCGAGAACCGCUUCAAGUUCUCACGCCUGCUGGACCACAUCGGCAUCAGCCAGCCCCUCUGGAAGGAGCUCUCCGACAUGGAGUCAGCCAAGCAGUUCUGCUGCAAGGUGGGCUACCCGUGCGUCGUGCGCCCUUCCUACGUGCUGAGUGGCGCUGCCAUGAACGUGGCGUACUCGGACUGCGAUCUGGAGAAGUUCCUGAGCAACGCUGUGGCCGUGUCCAAGGAGCAUCCUGUUGUCAUUUCCAAGUUCAUCCAGGAGGCCAAGGAGAUCGACGUGGACGCGGUGGCCUGUGACGGUGUGGUGGUGGCCAUCGCCAUCUCGGAGCACGUGGAGAACGCUGGGGUGCACUCAGGUGAUGCCACGCUGGUGACCCCCCCGCAGGACAUCACCCCCAAGACACUGGAGCGCAUCAAGGCCAUUGUCCACGCCAUCGGGCAGGAGCUGCAGGUCACAGGGCCCUUCAACCUGCAGCUCAUCGCCAAGGAUGACCAGCUGAAGGUGAUAGAGUGCAACGUUCGUGUGUCCCGCUCCUUCCCCUUUGUCUCCAAGACGCUGGGCCAGGACUUGGUGGCUCUGGCCAGCCAGGUGAUCAUGGGUGAGGAUGUGGAGCCCGUGGGGCUGAUGACGGGCACAGGCAUCGUUGGUGUCAAGGUGCCCCAGUUCUCCUUCUCACGCCUGGCGGGCGCCGAUGUGGUGCUGGGCGUGGAGAUGACCAGCACGGGCGAGGUUGCCUGCUUUGGGGAGAACCGCUGCGAGGCGUACCUGAAGGCCAUGCUCAGCACCGGCUUCAAGAUCCCCAAGAAGAACAUUCUGCUGACCAUCGGCAGCUACAAGAACAAGAGUGAGCUGCUGCCCACCGUGCGGAGGCUGGAGAGCCUCGGCUACAACCUGUAUGCCAGCCUUGGCACCGCCGACUUCUACACCGAGCACGGCAUCAAGGUGAAGGCUGUGGACUGGCACUUCGAGGAGGCAGACAGCAGCGAGCCUGGUGCCCGGGAGAGCCAGCGCAGCAUCCUGGACUACCUGGCCGAGAACCACUUUGAGAUGGUCAUCAACCUCUCCAUGCGCAGCUCGGGGAGCCGCCGGCUCUCCUCCUUCGUCACCAAGGGCUACCGCACCCGGCGCCUGGCUGUCGACUACUCCGUGCCCCUCAUCAUCGACAUCAAGUGCACGAAGCUCUUCGUAGAGGCACUGAGCCAGAUUGGGGCAGCCCCCCCACUGAAGGUGCAUGUGGACUGCAUGACAUCCCAGAAACUCAUCCGUCUGCCAGGCCUGAUCGAUGUGCACGUCCACCUCCGUGAGCCGGGGGGCACCCACAAGGAGGACUUUGCCUCAGGCACGGCGGCCGCCCUGGCUGGGGGGGUCACUAUGGUGUGUGCCAUGCCCAACACCAGCCCUGCUGUCACCGAUGCCACCUCUUUCGCUUUGGCACAGAAGUUGGCUGAGGCUGGGGCCCGCUGCGAUUUUGCUCUCUUCCUGGGGGCUUCCUCGGACAACGCUGGCACUCUGGGACCCCUGGCCGGGGCCGCCGCUGGGCUCAAGAUGUACCUGAAUGACACCUUCUCCAGCCUGAGGAUGGACGACGUGUCGCUGUGGAUGGAGCACCUGCAGCAGUGGCCGCGGCACCUGCCCAUCGUGGCGCACGCCGAGCGGCAGACGGUGGCCGCCGUGCUGAUGGUGGCCCAGCUGUUCCAGCGUCCUGUGCACAUCUGCCACGUGGCGCGCAGGGAGGAGAUCCUCCUCAUCAAGGCGGCCAAGCAGAGAGGGAUCCCCGUGACGUGCGAGGUGGCCCCACACCACCUGUUCCUGAGCCGGGACGACCUGGGGCGCCUCGGGAAGGGCCGAGCGGCCGUGCGGCCGGAGCUGGGCACCCGCCAGGACGUGGAGGCGCUCUGGGACAACAUGGACAUCAUCGACUGCUUUGCCACUGACCACGCACCCCAUACGCUGGAGGAGAAGCAGGGGCAGGAGCCGCCCCCGGGGUACCCUGGCCUGGAGACGAUGCUGCCGCUGCUGCUGACGGCCGUCUCUGAGGGGCGGCUCAGCAUGGAGGACAUCGUGCAGCGCCUCUACGAGAACCCUCGCAAGAUCUUCGGGCUGCCGCCGCAGGAGGACACCUAUGUGGAGGUGGACCUGGAGCACGAAUGGAUCAUCCCCAGCAGCACAGUCUUCUCCAAGGCUCGCUGGACGCCCUUUGAGGGCAUGCAGGUGAAGGGGACAGUGCGGAGAGUAGUCCUGCGUGGGGAGGUUGCCUACAUCGAUGGGCAGGUGCUGGUGCCCCCUGGCUAUGGGCAGGAUGUGAAGAAGUGGCCCUCAGGAGCUGCCCUGCUGCCACAGGGGGCCCCCACCAAGGAGAGUGUGAAGAGCGCUGAGCAGUCCCGGCACAUGGCUGGUGACAUGCUGCGUGGACGAGCCCCCAGCCCGCGCCGGCCCGGCCCCGCGGGCGACUCCUCACGCUUCCACCUCCCGCCCCGCAUCCACCGAGCCUCCGACCCCGGGCUGCCAGCCGAGGACGCUCGUGAGAAGGGCAGCAGGAAGGCAGCGGAGCUGGAUCCGGCGGUGGUCCAGGACAGCCAUUUCCACCCACUGGGCCCUGUCCCGCGCCAGGCGUCCCCGCAGCGCGCCCCCCAGACCUCCCCGCUGCUGCACCCCCUGGUUGGGCAGCACGUCCUCUCCGUGCAGCAGUUCUCCAAGGAGCAGCUGUCCCACCUGUUCAACAUCGCACACACCCUGCGCAUGCUGGUGCAGAAGGAGCGCAGCCUGGACAUCCUCAAGGGGAAGGUGAUGGCCACCAUGUUCUACGAGGCGAGCACACGGACCAGCAGCUCCUUUGCAGCCGCCAUGAGCCGGCUGGGCGGCUCUGUGCUGUCCUUCUCCGAGGCCACGUCCUCGGUGCAGAAGGGCGAGUCGCUGGCUGACUCCGUGCAGACCAUGUGCUGCUACGCUGACGUGCUGGUGCUGCGGCACCCCCAGCCCGGCGCUGUCGAGCUGGCCGCCAGGCACUGCCGCAAGCCGGUGAUCAACGCGGGGGACGGCGUGGGGGAGCACCCCACGCAGGCGCUGCUGGACAUCUUCACCAUCCGCGAGGAGCUGGGCACAGUCAAUGGCAUGACGAUCACCAUGGUGGGUGACCUGAAGCACGGGCGCACGGUGCACUCCCUGGCGCGCCUGCUCACCCAGUACCGCGUCAACCUGCGCUACGUCACCCCGCCCGGCCUCCGCAUGCCCCCCGACAUCACCAGCUUCGUGGCCUCCCGGGGCAUCCAGCAGGAGGAGUUUGGGAGCAUCGAGGAGGCGCUGCCGGACACAGAUGUGCUCUACAUGACCCGCAUCCAGAAGGAGCGCUUCCAGCAGCCCGAGGAGUACGAGGCCUGCUUCGGGCAGUUCAUCCUCACACCCCACAUCAUGACCCGGGCCAAGGAGAGGAUGGUGGUGAUGCACCCCCUGCCCCGUGUCAACGAGAUCAGGUGGGGAGGGGGGAACAGGGGCAGGGAGGGGAACAGGUUGGGAGGGAGUACCUGGGCGGGGACCCCCGUGUGUCCCCCGGACCGCUCCCGGCCCGGGAGGUCUGUGCUGGUGGGGACAGCGCAGCGCUCACACUGCGGCGGUGUCCUGGGGCCCCUCUCCCCUGGAGAGGGGGCGUGCUGA